Messenger RNA from Cyphomyrmex costatus, 497 nucleotides. RefSeq names its product ATP synthase, subunit E (gene ATPsynE). Bases 30 to 290 code for a protein of 86 amino acids. Gene Ontology annotation, cellular component: proton-transporting ATP synthase complex. NCBI's taxonomy places the organism in Eukaryota, Metazoa, Arthropoda, Insecta, Hymenoptera, Formicidae. The transcript is spliced from 3 exons. The record is from RefSeq and is a predicted model, not a curated record. Gene Ontology annotation, biological process: proton motive force-driven ATP synthesis. Gene Ontology annotation, molecular function: proton transmembrane transporter activity.
UCAUAAGACAAGUUAUCUGCCACAGCAAGAUGUCGGCUGUCGAGUUGAAUCCGAAACCUUUGCGAGUUUCUCCUUUCAUUAAGUUUUGCCGCUGGAGUCUGCUCCUUACUGGAAUUGCUUAUGGUGCGUACCAUCAAAGAAGAUUGAAGAGAAGAGAAGAUGCUCGUAGAGCAGAAGAGCUGAGACUUAAACCUAUGCGUGAUGCCAAGCUAGCUGAGGAAAGAAGACUUGCUGUAAUGGCUGAAGAAAAAAUGUUGGACGAAUAUUUCAACCCACCAAAGGCAACAUAAACAUAAUUUGUUUGGCGUUAGUAUAUAUAUAUAUAUAAAUAUAUAAAAUGUAUGUCACACACACACACACACACGAAAUACUGAAUUAUUUGUAUGUAUCUAUAGAACUAGUCGACUUGUUGCUUUAACAUCAUUGUCACAGUCACAGAUGAUAAAUUCUUUUAUUGUACAAAAAUAACAAAUAAAGAUCUGUUUAAAAAUUAUAAA